This is a messenger RNA of Notothenia coriiceps (black rockcod), 1319 nucleotides long. Its product is annotated as zinc finger and BTB domain-containing protein 44-like. The transcript has 2 exons. The coding region runs from base 323 to 643 and encodes 106 amino acids. Lineage: Eukaryota; Metazoa; Chordata; Actinopteri; Perciformes; Nototheniidae. The record is from RefSeq and is a predicted model, not a curated record.
UUAUGUUGGUUGUCAUUGUUUGUGGAAGCGCUCACUUUAAAGAGAAGAUCCCCAUAGCCCGUACCCACCCGAUCGGAUCGGCGAUUGGUAUCGGCCGAUACUGAUUCCGGCGAUCGGCCACACAAAUUCCCGAUCGGAGUAUCCCUACUGAAUAGCACUUUGAUGUUUCCUCUCCUUGUGUUUCAGGUUAGAGGGUAUUCAGUAUCCGUACCACCUUUACAUCAGCCCCUCUGCCAGGUCAGGCACCAACGGCCCCGACAGGCCCUUCCAAUGUCCCACCUGCGGCGUCAGAUUCACACGCAUCCAAAACCUGAAGCAGCAUAUGCUCAUACACUCAGGCAUUAAGCCUUUCCAGUGUGACCGCUGUGGGAAAAAGUUCACACGGGCCUACUCCCUAAAGAUGCAUCGGCUGAAGCACGAAGGUAAACGCUGUUUCCGGUGCCAGAUAUGUAGCGCCACAUUCACGUCCUUCGGUGAAUAUAAGCACCACAUGAGGGUCUCCCGACACAUAAUCCGCAAGCCGCGGAUUUACGAGUGCAAAACGUGUGGGGCCAUGUUCACCAACUCUGGCAAUUUAAUUGUACACCUGAGGAGUCUGAACCAUGAGGCAUCUGAACUAGCAAACUACUUCCAGAGCAGGUGAGGAGUCCGGGGGCGCUGACCCUCAUCAUUUACUCAGAUCUCACCUGGAUCAAAAAGUUACUCAAGUUUAGACUCUCAUACCUUAGGUCCAUUUAAUCGUUUUCCCUCUAUGACUUUUGUUGUGUAGAAUUGUUUCCGACAUGAUUGCACUUGAUUUGGAUGCUCAGAUCAAGAGUACCUGAAGUACUUGAUGGUAUUCAUUGAAAAUGUAACUUAUUUUGAGAAAUAGAUUUACAUUUCGGGAAGAUUAUACAUUUUUAUCCCAAAAAUUGGAUUUUGGAGACAAACUGCAUUUCAAUGAGCUGUUAGAGCAUUUCCCGUUUGGGAAUAAAUGUCAGGUGACCUUUGGAGACUACAAAAAGUUAUUGAACCUGGCCAGGAAGCUGUUAUAAACCCAGAAAACGUCUUUGCAGAUUAAACAAACGAGGUCAACAAUGUUAAGAAGUGAGCUUUAAAGGUAAAAAAAUAUGGACUUUGUAACAUCUGCCAAGAAAGCCUUUUUCCCAUUUCCAGUCUGUACGCUUUAAGCUAAGCUACAUACAUGAGAGUGCUAUCAGUCUCCUUUUUUAACUCUCAAAUAGAAAGUGAAUAAGGCCAUUUCCCAAAAUAUUGAACUAUUCCUUUGAUUUUAUACAGAGAUGGCAAACACCUGAAGUUACACUUGGCUCUGUUUACUG